UCGACUCGUCCUUGUUCGCGUUCCGCAGCCAUCUGGCUCAGUCAGCUGUUCGCGAAUUGGAAAUACGAUGGCUGCUGGGUGCUGUGGUACGAAAAAACAAAAACUUAACAACUCUUCGAGCGUUCCAUCCUGCAAUGGUACUUCAGUCGUGCCCAACGGCAUAACCAACAACGCGGGCAUGGUGGCCUUGCCCGAGAUGUGCUUCUUUUGUUUUGACGUGCUGUACUGUCACCUGUAUAACCUGGCGCCACCGAAGACUCCUUCCUUCAGCAACGAUGCAUAUCCCUUGUUUGUCACGUGGAAAAUCGGCAAGGACAAGCGGCUGCGGGGCUGCAUCGGGACCUUCAACGCCAUGAACCUGCAGUCGGGACUCAGGGAGUACGCCGUCACCAGCGCCUUCAAGGAUUCGCGGUUCAGCCCGGUGACUCGGGAGGAGUUUCCCAAGUUGAGUGUGUCUGUGUCAAUUCUGAGACAUUUCGAGGACGGAGACGACUACCUCGACUGGGAAGUGGGCGUGCAUGGGAUUCGGAUCGAGUUCAUCAACGAGAAGGGGAACAAGAGGACAGCGACGUACUUACCCGAAGUCGCAUCUGAACAAGGUUGGGAUCAGCUGCAGACCAUAGACUCCCUCCUGCGUAAGGGCGGUUACAAAUCGGUGAUUUCGAACGAAGUGCGCCGUAGCAUAAAACUGACUCGUUACCAAAGUGAGAAAAUAACAGUGACUUAUCAAGAUUACAUGAACCAUUGGAACAACCAGCGCUGCUAGCAGAUAAUGUGGGGGCGUCCGCCACCGACGCCUCCACAUAGCAGUCCCGUGUCCACAUACCCUCACACAGUGCCGCCCCCUUGUCGCCCGCCCGCUCUCGUCAUGGUCCAGCCUACGUUUCCCCUUCCAUCAUACGGCUCCGGCCUGCAGCCCCCGUACAUGCUGCAGCCGCUGCCGGCGCCGCCGCCCCUCUGGUGGGACCAUUUUCCGGGACCUUCUUAUCAGCAAGAGUACCUUUCGUCGGAAGCUCACGUCAACGGCUACCACCAGCCGUCGCCUUUCAGGAAAAGAAAGUGACCCUUGAGCAUAUUCAUUGGCUCGAUUUGUUACUGCAUGAAGUUUUGAGACAAACCGAACAUGUGCCCCGACCCUCAGGCUGUCUGUUGGCGGGUACGGCGCCUGCGGCGCAGGCGCCAAGAGACUGUUGUGGCGCACGCCGAUUGGUUGCGCUGACAUCGAAACAGACACUCUGUACACGUUUCAACACCAAAAGUAUUCAGAACGCGAAAUUGUAGGUUAGGUGUUUGAAAUUUCGUCACUACCGUGCCUAACCAUCGCACAGUAUUCCGUUGAACUACUCCUCUUCGGUCAAAGUUUGCAUUUAAACUUGCUUUUGCCACAAUUGCUUCCGUUUUUGUUGUGCUGCAGUUACGCUGGAGGGUUUACCGAUUUGUUCGCAGCACCACGACACGCCAGAUAACGUUCGACUUUGCCUUAAAACAAAUUCAAAAAAGCAAUAGUAACGUAAGGUUUCCAGAGACAUUUCGGUAAAUCGGAAGGUGUUGAGGUUAUACGUUAUAACGUAGAUUAAGAGUAACUGUUCAAAAAAAAAAUUGUUCUCAGACAAAAAUAAUAAAUAUAUUUUUUCAAUGGCAUAUAACUGAAUCUUGAAUUUUUAUCAAACACACGUGCAUUGUUAACGAUAAAAAUAGCGUUUUUAACGAGGAACGAUUUCUCAGAGUACACAGUCGUCCGAAAUAGUCAUAAGGGGGUGUCACUGCAAUAAACAAAAUACCUAAGUAAUAGAUAAAAAUUAAUGUUUAAUUAUUACUUUACAUUACUUUGUGUGAGUGACUUCAUAUUAAUCUAUAUAAAAAAAGCUAUGUUAAAGUUGGUAUGUAAUAGUAAGUAGAACGGGUAGUUGUUCAAAAUCCAAAAAAUGUUUAAAAAAAUUUAUAAAAAUACGACGCCAUCUUAAGAACAACGCGAUGGUAAAUAAAAUUAACUUAAUCAUCACUGCCAUUUUGUCAUGUUGAAUAGUUUACAAUCAUUCAUGGUGAUGCUCAAUUAGCUGUUUACGCGCUAUGGACAUCAUUAAAUAGUGUGAUCUCGUUGCUUUUACAUCUGAACUGAAUCGCACGAAAUUGGUCGAAUCGAACCGAAAAAAAUUUCUAGCCGCAAAAUGUAUCAUCAAAAUCUGUGAUUUGGAUGUAAACAGCAACCAAGCCAAUAAGAUCUAAGGUAAAAAACGUACUGGAAAGUUGGGAUACACUUUCAAUUAACGUUGUUGGUUCAUAACGACAAGAUUUAUAUUAAUUGCAACGAAAGAAACUGUCGUCGUGAGCCGUGUGUGUCUUUUGUGUAAGUACUAAUCUUUAGUAUCUAAGUAAUUUCAAAUUCCGUGUCCCAACUUGAGUACAAGUGUCUCAACUCAGGAUUUAUUGAGUAAUUCGAAAUAAUCACCAUAUUCCACUGCUCUACAGUAAACACAAAGUAGAUUAUCGCAUAUCUAUGUUGAUGUAACUGGCUAGCCAGAUUCUCCUGUUUCAAACUUACCUGCGACAUCUGAAGAAAUGUGCCUAAUGCUGGAAAAAAUUGUAGAAUCUUGAUGACUCCAGUAAGCCAUUUAUUUAAUGAGACACUACAUUCUGAUUUUUCAGUAAGAAUUUAAUUAUAUUGUAUUAGUGUUUAACAAUAUUGCGUGUAUUGUAGUGGGGUUCAAAGGUUUAAUAAAAAUUACUUUUUAUAA
Messenger RNA from Zophobas morio, 2735 nucleotides. Its product is annotated as AMMECR1-like protein. The transcript is spliced from 3 exons. The coding region runs from base 68 to 766 and encodes 232 amino acids. The record is from RefSeq and is a predicted model, not a curated record. Lineage: Eukaryota; Metazoa; Arthropoda; Insecta; Coleoptera; Tenebrionidae.